AUGCCACAAAAUAUAUUGGAGAAUGAAGCUGAGAAAGCGGGUAGAACGUUGUCUUCUGGUUCGUUUUCACAGGAAGGAAAUGAACCGAGUUCCUUAUAUACAGUCCCACUUUUAUUAUUAAUAGGAUUUGCACUCAAGAAUGAUAGUAAGAACAAGACUUUGGGCCCAGAAAUAGCUCUAGAUGAACAGCAUAAGGAAGAAAUUUUAUCUUUAAUACUAGAAUCACGCCCAGCCGUCGUUGAAUCCAGUGACUCCACAAAAUCAUUUGGUGGAAGGUUUGGAGCGGCAGGGUUUAGCUCUAGAGGAAAUAGGGGUAGUCAAAGAGGACGAGUAUUUAGUGGACAGGUAGGUGGAGGUGGAAGAAGAAGUAUAAUAAGGCAACCCAAUGAAAAUUUAUGGGACAUGCCUUGUUCUGAAAUGAGUAGUAUGACAUUGGGUGAUAUUAGAGAGGCAGAGAACAAGAUGAAGGCAGAGGACUUGACUUUAGAUCAAUAUGUAGAGAGACAAAAGGAGUCAAGUGAUAGGAAAUCUGCAUCAUUUUCUCAAUCUAAUCAGAAGAAAUCUUUUGUUUCUAUUCCUAUAUCUGGAGAAGCUAUUAUAAAUGUUAGCAGUACAUUUUCUUUAAAUAAUAAUCCCGUUAAAAAUCACCAGGGCCACACUACAAGUAAUGCUAAUGAUAAUUUUCAGCGUAAUUCGAUCCAAUUUAAUCAACAGCACAACCAACACCAACAACCAAAUAAAGACAAUUUUAUGAGUAGAUUCGGCCAAAAUGGCACAUUAAAUUCCCAGAAUAUUCUAAACGUCCAGCAAAACAGCAUUAGUCAUGAAUUUAAUACUUCGGUUGACUUGAGGAAUGAGUUAGUUGGGGGUGAAAGGACAAAUUCUUCACUUUUCUCUACGAUUGCCAAUAAUAGGAAAUCCUCAUCUAUCUCAGAAGCUUUUUUAAGCGGCCCAGCUAACUUAUCACUCUUUGAUGUUAACACUCCUAUUUUUGAUGACGACAACAAUGAAACAGGAAUAGAUUUCAGACCACCAAUCGUUCACAACAAUGCAAAUACAAUAGGUAGUUUUGAUGAUAAUAACAAGAAUAAAGACACUUCCGAGGAAUUAAUGAGAGGACAAGCUCAUUUUGAACAAGGAAUUCAAAGUUCUGCUUCUAAUUUCAGUUGGUCAAAUAGAAACAGCAAUAGUGAAGAAAUAGAUAACAAAAAUAUCAGUAAUUUGUCAGAUAAUUCAACGUCAUUUCCAGCCUUGUCAAAAAAUUCACAAUUUAGUCAGUCUCAAGUUAAAACACAAAAUUCACACUCCUCUAUAUCAUCAGAACCAAAUAUUCUUCAGAAGCUACAUGCAGCUGGAAUGGCGUCUAAAUUGGUGGAUAAGAAUAUGAUGGAUAAUGUUGGCCAUGGUAAUUUAAAACACAAUAGUUUUUUUGAAACAAAAUUUAAACAUAAAUCAAAUGGCAAUGAGUAUCCACCACUCUCAUCUGCUUCAAAUGCUGCACCAACCUCAUUAUCUUCUUCAAUCUCUAAUAACUUAAAGUUUAACAACCAAUUAAAAUCUAAUGAUGCUGGUAGACUGCUAAUGUCUAUAAUUGGUGCUGGACAACAAAAUAAUAAUAAUAGAAGUUAUGGAUCUAACUUUAAUGUUCGUAAUAACAAUCAACGCAAUAAUAUUCAUAAUACUCAUAAUGCCCACAACAGCAACUAUCACAAUAAUGGAAAUCACCAUAAUGAUCAGAUAGGUAACUUUGCCAGAUACUAA
Messenger RNA from Cryptosporidium ubiquitum, 1761 nucleotides. RefSeq lists its product as uncharacterized. The transcript has a single exon. The record is from RefSeq and is a predicted model, not a curated record. The coding region runs from base 1 to 1761 and encodes 586 amino acids. NCBI's taxonomy places the organism in Eukaryota, Apicomplexa, Conoidasida, Eucoccidiorida, Cryptosporidiidae.